AUGACGAGCUCCGAAAUUGAGUUAAACCGUGUCGAAAACAGCGAAGAAGUGGACGACAUAAACGAUGCGUUUGAAGACAUCUUUCUAACCGAGGAACGCAUAAUCGGUGAAUACUUCCACCAAGGCUUGGAAGACGGCCGGCUAGAAGAAUCUGUGCAGGAGGCAGAAGAUUACGGUUACAAGAAAGGAGCAGAAAUUGGACGUGAAAUUGGUUUUUACCACACUAUUGUGACGACGAUUAUAUUCCAACCAGAGUCAGCACCCAACGAGAAAGCGCAAUCCAUUCGGCAGGAACUGCUAACUGCACUGGAAAAGUAUCCCCGCGAGAACGAUCCGGCCGUUGAUUUGUUGCACAAUUUGCAACAGAUACGGAACAAAUUUCGACGGCUCUGUGCACUGCUUAAACUUCCCUACAAAUACACACACCCGAAUGAUCUUUCGUUUUAA
Molecule: messenger RNA, 447 nt
Organism: Anopheles maculipalpis
Lineage: Eukaryota; Metazoa; Arthropoda; Insecta; Diptera; Culicidae
Product: protein LTO1 homolog
Exons: 1
Coding region: 1-447 (148 amino acids)
Source: RefSeq, a predicted model, not a curated record